This is a messenger RNA of Rhinocladiella mackenziei CBS 650.93, 1731 nucleotides long. RefSeq lists its product as uncharacterized. NCBI's taxonomy places the organism in Eukaryota, Fungi, Ascomycota, Eurotiomycetes, Chaetothyriales, Herpotrichiellaceae. Gene Ontology annotation, molecular function: GTP binding. The coding region runs from base 1 to 1731 and encodes 576 amino acids. The record is from RefSeq and is a predicted model, not a curated record. The transcript has 3 exons. Gene Ontology annotation, cellular component: nucleolus.
AUGGGAGCUCGAAAGAAGGAGGUAUCCCGCCGCGAGCGGCAGGGCGUCGCAACGGACGGCAUGACAAAUGUCAAAGUCAAGGGCGAGAAUUUCUACCGAGAUGCCAAAAAGCUUCGGACACUGAACAUGCUGAAAGAUGGCAAAGCGCAAAGAAAUUCCGAAGGAAAAAUUACGAGGGCUGCCUCGUACCAGUCCCGAGAAAUCCCCAAAGCACGAGUCGAGCCGAAUCGGAAAUGGUUUGGAAAUACUCGAGUUAUUUCGCAAGAUGCGUUGGACUCAUUCAGACAAGCUGUGGCGGAGCGAGCCGCGGAUCCAUAUCAGGUCUUGCUCAAGACAAAUAAGCUGCCCAUGAGUUUGAUUCGGGACUCAGAGAACACAAAGAAUGGAAUCAAACAACACCAGGCUAAGAUUGCUGUGGAAUCUGAACCGUUUGCCGACACCUUUGGGCCGAAAUCUCAACGCAAGCGGGUAAAGUUGAGUGCGAGUUCUAUGGCUGAUCUGGCCGACGAGUCAGUCAAGAUGCACGACAACUAUUUAGAACGUCUGGAAGAGAACAAGUUGUUGGGUGGACAAACGGCUGAACAAUUGCAAGGACCGCAAGAAGGAGAACUCACCACUGCACGAGAACCAAUUUUCUCCAAGGGCCAGAGCAAACGGAUAUGGAAUGAAUUAUAUAAGGUCAUUGAUUCUUCGGACGUCGUUAUCCAUGUGUUGGACGCCCGAGAUCCUGAAGGUACAAGAUGUCGGAGUGUCGAGAAAUACAUUCGGGAAGAGACGCCGCAUAAGCAUUUGGUAUUUGUCCUGAACAAAUGCGACUUGGUGCCCACCAGCAUAACGGCUCAAUGGGUCCGAUUGCUCUCGAAGGAAUACCCUACACUGGCGUUUCACGCGUCCAUGACGAAUUCCUUUGGAAAGGGUUCCCUAAUCACGCUGUUACGACAAUUCUCAACUCUACAUUCAUCACGAAAACAGAUUUCGGUAGGAUUCAUCGGGUAUCCGAAUACCGGCAAGUCCUCGAUCAUCAACACUUUACGAAAGAAACGAGUCUGCAAUGUCGCACCCAUUCCGGGCGAGACCAAAGUCUGGCAGUACAUCACUUUAAUGAAACGGAUAUAUCUUAUUGAUUGCCCUGGAGUAGUCCCACCGAGUCAAGGUGGCACGGAAGAAGACAUCCUUCUACGAGGAGUUGUUCGAGUUGAAAACGUGGAGCAUCCCGCCCAAUAUGUCGAAGCCGUUUUACGACGGACACAGACCCGUCACAUCGAAAGGACGUAUGAAAUCAAAGCGGAAGAUUAUAACGACGAUCCGUUGGAGUUCCUCGGUAUUCUGGCUCGUAAAGGUGGGAGGUUACUGAAGGGUGGGGAACCGGACGUCGAUGGUGUUGCCAAGAUGGUCCUAAAUGAUUUCUUGAGGGGCAAGAUUCCCUGGUUCACGCCUCCACCGAAGAAAGAAGGCGUGGAAGCAGCAGAUUCCGAUGCUUCUGCGGAAGCCGUCGAGGGAAGAGAAGGUCGACUUGGCGAGAUACCUGGGAAAAGAAAAGCCGAGACUGUCCAGAGUCAAGAAGAAGUAAAUCGUGAAGGGGAAGGAGAAAAAGGUAUAUCCGCUGGUGACGCAGAAGAGCAAAGCGAUGAAUACCCUAUGGACGAUUUUGAAAAGUUCGACGACGAAGACGAAGAUCAUGAUGACAUGAGCAAUUCUGAAAGCGACGGCGACGGCGGCACUGAACUAUGA